This is a messenger RNA of Trichoplax adhaerens, 510 nucleotides long. RefSeq lists its product as uncharacterized. The record is from RefSeq and is a predicted model, not a curated record. The coding region runs from base 1 to 510 and encodes 169 amino acids. The transcript has 2 exons. Gene Ontology annotation, biological process: cilium organization. Lineage: Eukaryota; Metazoa; Placozoa; Uniplacotomia; Trichoplacea; Trichoplacidae.
AUGAACUUCGAAGACGAUUUUGGUAAUUGGAGCGUACAAAAAGUUAAUCAGGUUGUUUCACUUCAACGCCGCUGUAACGAUACCAGUAGCUGUUGCAAUUUUGACAGUAAAAAAAAGGGUAAUGCUAGUACAAUCUCUCUUGACCAAGAUGAUUCGCUAAAUUAUAUCAACAAAUUAGAAAAAAAGUUAGAGAAAAUCAAAUACAGUGAUACGAGACGCCGUGGUAAUUUGAGCCAAGAAUUACUUCAUAGUUUACAAGAAAUGAAGGAAGCUCAGUUUAAGGCAAUGAUGGCGGAUGAUUUAAAUAUAUCAACAAGUCAAGCUAAUACACGGCCAUUUGUCAGUGAUGAUCCACUGUCUAGAGGAAAUUACGGUUGUUGCUUUACUAUUGUAUAUGCAAGACUAUAUCCAGAAAGACAAGCAGUGUCUAACAUUGAAGUAGACUGUUUACUAGAUCAUGACGAAGUCGACGAACAAUACAAGGAAACUUACAUUGUUAAAAGUUCUUAA